Molecule: messenger RNA, 671 nt
Organism: Dipodomys ordii (Ord's kangaroo rat)
Lineage: Eukaryota; Metazoa; Chordata; Mammalia; Rodentia; Heteromyidae
Gene: Nudt19
Product: nudix (nucleoside diphosphate linked moiety X)-type motif 19
Exons: 2
Coding region: 213-671 (152 amino acids)
Cellular component (GO): mitochondrion
Molecular function (GO): hydrolase activity, acting on acid anhydrides, in phosphorus-containing anhydrides
Source: RefSeq, a predicted model, not a curated record
GGGAAGGGGGGGAGGAGGAGGAGGAGGAGAAGGGUGUGAGGAGAGUGGAGGAGGGCAAUGCUCCUCCCACGGGCCGGCGUCAGUCUGAGCAAAGGCUGACUAGGUCAGCUUGCUGAGCACCGGGUGCUGCUUCUCCCGCUCGGGAAGGGAGCCGGGAUUGGCGCCCAGCCCUCCAGGCGAUCUAGGAUCGGAGCCGAGCUCCAUCUCCCUCCAUGAGCACCGCUCUGCCUCCCGGCCCCAGCCUCUGGCGGCGGGCAGCCACGGUGAUCCUGGCGGCCGGCUGGACCCGCCCGGCCGCGGCCGGGUCGUUGCCCCCGCCGCCGGCCGAGGACUUCCGGCUACUGCUGCUGAAGCGGGCCGCCAAUCAGGGCUUCCUGCCCAACGCUCACGUCUUCCCGGGCGGCGUGCUGGACGCGGCGGAUCGCUCGCCGGACUGGCUUCGUCUCUUCGCGCCGCACCACGAGCCUCCACGCUUCGGCCUGGGCCUGUCGGCGCGCCCGCGCGCCGCCUUUCUCCCGGGGCUGCCUGACUUCCAGCCCGACGCCGCCGACCCCGCGGCGCUGCCUGAUGACGUGGCCGAGCGCAUCUGUGCCAUCCGCGAGACCUUCGAAGAGGCGGGCGUGCUGCUGCUGCGGCCCCGGCGUGCUCUGCCGAUUGGCUCUAAAAAUUGA